Messenger RNA from Macadamia integrifolia, 2656 nucleotides. Its product is annotated as protein DEHYDRATION-INDUCED 19 homolog 3-like. The coding region runs from base 394 to 1050 and encodes 218 amino acids. The record is from RefSeq and is a predicted model, not a curated record. The transcript is spliced from 5 exons. NCBI's taxonomy places the organism in Eukaryota, Viridiplantae, Streptophyta, Magnoliopsida, Proteales, Proteaceae.
UGACUAUCAGAGGAAGAAGAAGAGAGAGAGAGAGAGAGAGAGAGAGAGAGAGGUUAGUACAAAGAAGGUCAGGUCGGUGGGAAUUCGAAGACCGAAUCUCGGGAGCUCUUCUCUGGUUCUCUACUUUACACGCACGAUCAGUAAAUUUCUUCGCUUUCUCUCUUUCUUUCCUGGAAGAAAAAGGAAGUAAAGAAAAAGGUUACAGAGCCAGCUUUCAUUUCAUCCUUUUCCUCCUUUUUCUCCCUUCUUCUAUAUUUUAGGGUUUCUGAUAACUCCUUCACUCCCUUACUCACUUUGAACGGUUGCUUAAGGUGCGAGUAAUCUGUGUAAAUCUCGCAGUAUCAACCCCAGAGACCAGGUUUGAAGAAAGAUUGAAUUUUUCAGUUGAGACUUAUGGAGCCUGAUUCUUGGAGUGGUCGUCCCUCUGCGGCCUCAAAACGUUAUCAAGCCGCCCUCCAAUCGCGUUCUGAUCUUUACAUGGGAUUUGAAGAGAUCGAUGGAGACGACGAUACACGGGCAGAGUUUCCCUGUCCGUUCUGUUCGGAGGACUUUGAUAUUGUUGGAUUGUGCUGUCAUAUCGACGACGAGCAUCCGCUUGAGGCGAGGAAUGGGGUAUGCCCAGUUUGCGCAAUGAGGGUAGGAAUGGACAUGGUUGGACACAUAACUAUGCAUCAUGGACACUUUUUUAAGAUGCAGCGUAAGAGGAGAUUCCGUAAAGGUGGAUCCCAUUCAACCCUUUCAUUAUUAAGAAAGGAGUUGCGAGAAGGGAAUUUACAAUCCCUUCUUGGGGGUUCUUCUUGUGUAGUUUCUUCCUCCAAUACAGCAGCUGAUCCAUUGCUCUCCUCGUUUAUCUACAAUCUGCCAAUUGGUGAUGAAUCAGAGAAUGUACAGCCUCAUUCUUCUGAAGCAAGCUCCGCCAAGAAAAGUUCAGAGGAGACUGUGCUAGAAAGGUUCAAUGAAUUACCCAGUUCUGAUCUCUCAAUGGUAGGAGGUGAAGUAUUGGUUGAGUAUCGACAUCUUCCUGAUCAAUUAGCACUGUUCUUUUUGUGAACUAUUUCAACUAUUCAGUUAAGUUGAAUCAUUAUAAUUUUUUCCUUUCUUCUAUAAAUUGUUAUAAAUUCCUACCCCCCCCACCAAACCCAAGAAAUAAAUGAUAAUAAUAAGAAAAAUAGGGGGUGAGCUGGUGCAAAUGGGGGCUCCACCAGAACUAACUGCCAUGUGGCAAGCAGUUAGGCCACAAGUUUUAAAGAGUACCAGAGUAAGUACUUCUCCCCCGUUCCCUCGACCAAAAAAGAUGCGCCCUCAUGUGCCAAGUUUGAGCCAAUCUAGCUCUGCCACUGUAAUGCAGAAUUGGUUUGGGUUGGUUGGUUGGUUGAUUCGAUUCACUUUUGAACCAGUUUUUUGGUCCUAUCCUUCGCAGUUUAUUUCCAUUUCAUUUAUUUUGCUUUUAUUGUAAGUAAUUGCCUCGACUGGGGUCUUUAUAUGUCCUGCCAUAUUUUAAGUUGUCUAAAUUCAGUUUCAUGGUCAGAUUAGGACACCCCCACAUAGAUUGGAUAAAGUUUCUUUGAGUUUAGGAAUAAACUACUAUUCUUUUUGUUAUUUAGUAUUUGAGACAAUCAAAGAGUCUUCUUUUUAGUCUUCGCAAAAGAUGCGGUUACCUUAUCUGAAUAGGUUCUUGCAUCUCAUAGUUUAAAGCAAAGUUUCUUUCUCCUAAGCUCAAAAAACCGGUGGAGAAUUGUGUCCCUUAUAUUUUUCAAUAAAGGAAAUCAAUUACAACCAAACUCCACGCAUAUACCAUAAGAAUGUUGCCAACCUAAUGAAAUCCCCACCUUUACAAAAUAGAAAAUCUUACUUUCUAAAACCGAGAACUGAAAUUAGAAACUACUUAACUAGUAAUUACAAGUAAAUAGAAGGUAAUCAAAAUAGAAACUAGAAAGUACAUAAUAUCUAAAAGAUCUGAACAACGGCAUCCAUUCUCCUCCAUGCAAGCUGUCAAUAUGCGGUCGCAACUGUUCCCAUGAAUCGUAAUUUUCCUUAACUCUAUUUUGGUUUUUUUCUUUUUUCAUGCUUAGUUAGAUCUACCAUCAUCUAUUCUCUCUCUUUCUGUCUCCUCUGUUACCAUUCACUACUUUUAUCUCCCCCCUUCUUCCCUAGCACAGUCCCUUAUCACACUCUUGUUCCCUAGCAGAUCGAGUUCUUCUCUUCCAAUUAUCUGAAACCCACCACCAGUGGAUCCAUCUGUCAGAUCUGCAUCAUACUGUGAAAAUAAAGCGAACAAAAAUGGGGUUGUAUUGGGCUCUUAGCACAUCAUGCAUUGUCUACUUACAAUCUUUAUGGGUUGCAGCCUCUCAAAAGUUUGCUGUUGUACUGCGAGAUAUUUUUCUAUGGUCUUUAUCAAGGAAAAAAACUAAAAAAGGGAAAACUUACGAUGCAAGGUUGGUCAUCCAAUUGAAACCCGACCCUAAUUUUGACUCUUGACAAUUUUGGAUGGCUAUGACAAACCUGUUUGGUUUGGCAUUACUUUGGUUGGCUUUCACUAAACCCUUCUCUGAAACUUUUUGUUUUCUUUAAUCCUCCCAACAUUGAUGUCCCUCGUUGAAGUGUUAUAUAUAUAUAUAUGAUACUCUGUCGUCAUAUUUAUUUGGUUCUGAUGGUA